GGCGGACUAUGAUGCUGCGGGCUUCGACCUCUGCGAGCGCCGCGCGCGCCUCGCUGCGUGCACGAUCGCCGCUUACAUCAUGCUCCACCGCCGCCUUUUCGACCUCGGCAAUCGCCAGGCAGGCCUCGGAGGCGCCACAGCAGCCAAAGAAGAUGAUCAAGCUUCACGUCAAUGGCAAGGAGGUCGAGGUCGAGCAAGGUACGGCGCUCAUCCAGGCUUGCGAAAAGGCCGGCGCUCAGAUUCCCCGAUUCUGCUACCACGAACGGCUUCUCAUUGCUGGCAACUGCAGAAUGUGUCUCGUGGAGUCCAAGGGUGCUCCUAAGCCGGUGGCCUCGUGCGCCUUCCCGGCGAUGCCCGGUCAGAACGUCUUCACCGACACUCCCCUCGUUGCCAAGGCUCGCGAGGGCGUCAUGGAGUUCCUGCUCGCCAACCACCCGCUGGACUGCCCCAUUUGCGACUGGGGUGGUGAGUGUGACCUCCAGGACCAGAGCAUGCGAUACGGAUCCGACCGAUCUCGCUUCCACGAAAUGACGGGCAAGCGGGCCGUCGAAGACAAGAACCUGGGCCCGCUCGUCAAGACGGUCAUGACCCGAUGCAUUCAGUGCACCCGUUGCGUCCGUUUUGCCAACGAUGUCGCAGGCGUUCAGGAGCUGGGCACGUCGGGCCGUGGCAACGACCUGCAGAUUGGUACCUAUGUCGAGAAGGCCAUUGACUCGGAGAUGUCGGGCAACAUGAUCGAUCUUUGCCCUGUCGGAGCCCUCACGUCGAAGCCGUACGCCUUCAAUGCUCGACCCUGGGAACUCAAGAAGACUGAGUCCAUCGAUGUCCUCGACGGCGUCGGCUCCAACAUCCGCGUCGACUCGCGCGGUGUUCAGGUUAUGCGCAUCCUGCCCAGGACCAACGACGACGUCAAUGAGGAAUGGAUCAACGACAAGACGCGCUUCGCUGCCGACGGUCUCAAGUACCAGCGCCUCACCACGCCUCUGAUCAAGCAGGGUGACCGCUUUGUGCCUGCAUCGUGGCCCGAGGCCUUUGCUACCGUCUCGGAAGGGCUCCGCCAGUCGGGCGCCAAGGGCAACGAGAUCAAGGGCAUCGCGGGCGCGUUGGCUGAUGUCGAAUCUAUGGUCGCCCUCAAGGACCUCAUCAACCGACUCGGCUCCGAGAACUUGGCUCUGGACCAGCCUGCUGGUGACCUUGUUCCCGUCCAUGGUGUCGACGUCCGUGCCAACUACUCUUUGAACACGACCAUUCCAGGUAUCGAAGAGUCCGACUGCCUCCUCCUGGUUGGCACAAACCCGCGUACGGAAGCUGCCAUUGUCAACACUCGGAUUCGCAAGGCGUACCUGCACAACGGGCUCGAUGUCGGCCUCAUCGGCGAGGGUGUCGACACCACGUAUGAGUACGCCCACGUCGGUUCUGACGCAAAGGCGGUUGAGGACCUUGUGGCCGGCAAAGGUGACUUUGCCAAGCGCUUCCAGCAGGCCAAGAAGCCAUUGAUCAUUGUGGGCAGCGCCGUCAGCGAGCAUGUGGAUGGCAAGGCUAUGCUCGGCCAGCUGUCGAAGCUUGUUCAGAAGGAGAAGCACCGCUUCCUCACCCCUGACAGGAACGGCUACAGCGUCCUGCAAAGGACAGCUUCCAAGACGGGCGCGUAUGACAUUGGUUUCGCGCCCUCUGCCGAAGCCGCAAAGACGUCGCCUAAAUUUGUCUAUCUCCUCAACGCCGACGACUUCUCGCCUGACUCGAUUCCCAAAGACGCCUUUGUCGUCUACCAGGGCCACCACGGCGAUGUGGGAGCUCAGUACGCUGAUGUCUGCCUGCCUGGUGCCGCCUACACGGAGAAGUCGGUGACCUACAUCAACACCGAGGGACGAGCACAAAUCACAAGGGCCGCCGUCCCGCCGCCAGGCGCGGCGCGCGAGGACUGGAAGAUUCUCCGGGCCUUGUCUGAGGUGUGCGGCGUGACGCUGCCAUACGACGAGACGCUCGACAUCAGAGAUCGCAUGUUUGACAUUUCACCCACCCUUGUCCGCUACGACGUGCACGAGCCUUCGACGGUGUCUGCCCCGCUGGGCUUCGAGCACAUCGCAAAGGCCUUUGCCUCGGAGAAGGCAUCGGGUGCCCCUCUGCUCCGGCCCAUCACAAACUUCUACCAGACCGACGCCAUCAGCAGAGCUUCGCCGACGAUGGCAAAGUGCGUCCAGUCCUUCAUUCACAAGGCACCCAUCGAUGACGAGGAUGCAAAGCCGUUUGCUAGCCUCGGUUAGUAAUUAGUGAUGCCCAGCGCAAAAUAUCAAUACACGAGUCCUUUUGUCCCACGGAUCCUUUUUGGCAGAAUUUGUCUUCUUUGGUG
Acaromyces ingoldii is the source of this 2350-nucleotide messenger RNA. Its product is annotated as putative NADH dehydrogenase 78K chain precursor. The coding region runs from base 9 to 2264 and encodes 751 amino acids. Gene Ontology annotation, molecular function: NADH dehydrogenase (ubiquinone) activity; iron-sulfur cluster binding. Gene Ontology annotation, biological process: ATP synthesis coupled electron transport. The record is from RefSeq and is a predicted model, not a curated record. The transcript has 3 exons. Gene Ontology annotation, cellular component: membrane. Lineage: Eukaryota; Fungi; Basidiomycota; Exobasidiomycetes; Exobasidiales; Cryptobasidiaceae.